AUGGCAGAUACCGAGCUUAAGAUCUCUGAGAAGACAGAGCUUAACAGCGGUGACUAUAAGAUUAACGACAACUCUUCGCUCGACCAAGAACAUCCUAGUACUAAAGAAGAUAGUUACAUGAAAGAAGACUUGGAAGAGUCAAAAGGAUCCCCUCUUCAGCAACCAUUGUCUUCAUCCAUGAACGGGGAUUCAACUAGACGUGAUCGAGACGCUUCUGUUACUCGUGCUCGCUCCCGGUCUCACCGUCAGUCGUCUUCAGCAAGUCGUUCUCGUAGUCGAGGUGACAAAAGGCGAAAUUCAAGGCGUCAUAGACGUCGCUCAUACUCAAGAGACUCGGAUAGCAGGUCCAGAAGCAGAACGCGACGAGAUCGUGAUCGAAGUCGUGAGCGAAGUAGAAGUCGUGAGCUGAGCAGAGGACGUCGGAGGUCGCGUAGAGAUCAACCUGCCCCAAGUCAUGUUUUAGGUGUCUUUAAUCUAAGUUUAAAGACGCGCGAGAGAGAUUUACAACAAAUAUUUGAACAAUAUGGCAAAGUCAAUCAAGUCAUGAUUGUUUAUGAUCAUAGGACCGAUCGUUCUCGUGGUUUUGGGUUUGUGUACAUGGAUUCGGUUGAAGAUGCAACUCUCGCAAAAGAUAAAACAAACGGGAUGUUACUGAACAGCAGAAAUAUGCGUGUCGACUAUUCUCUCACUCAAAGAGCACACACACCGACACCUGGAGAAUAUAUGGGAGAUCGUCGUGGAGGUGGAGGCGGCGGUGGAGGCGGAGUAGCCGUGGUCGUGAUAGAUCUCGCAGUCGUAGUUGGUCUCGUCCUCGAAGGAAGUCCCGCAGUAUUAGCCGCAACCGAAGAUCUUGGAGCAGAUCAAGGAGAUCUCGAAGUUAUUCGCGCUAACCUGUAG
This is a messenger RNA of Paraglomus occultum, 897 nucleotides long. Lineage: Eukaryota; Fungi; Glomeromycota; Glomeromycetes; Paraglomerales; Paraglomeraceae. The record is from the annotation of a GenBank genome assembly.